AUGACUGAAAUUCAAAUACAAUUCAAAUAUAAUGAAACAAUUCGUAGUGCCAUAAUUGAUGAGCCAGUCACAUAUGAAGAAUUGGAGUAUGAAAUAAAGAACGAGAUUCCGAAGAUAAGAGACAUAGAAUUUGGCUUAAUGUAUGAAAACCACGAUGGUGAUUACGUCGUUUUGAAUAAAGAUCCCCGAUGUCUUCACCUGGCAAUCACGUCUUCUUCAGUUGUUCCUGGGACGGAUUUAAAGCGAUUGAAAUUGCAAAUUUUCGUAGGACAUUCACCGUCACAACGAAAAGAAAGAGAUUUGGACAGCCCUGGGUGUGCCCUGAUCCCAAAACCAUAA
Paramuricea clavata is the source of this 339-nucleotide messenger RNA. NCBI's taxonomy places the organism in Eukaryota, Metazoa, Cnidaria, Anthozoa, Malacalcyonacea, Plexauridae. The record is from the annotation of a GenBank genome assembly.